Molecule: messenger RNA, 1518 nt
Organism: Impatiens glandulifera
Lineage: Eukaryota; Viridiplantae; Streptophyta; Magnoliopsida; Ericales; Balsaminaceae
Product: katanin p60 ATPase-containing subunit A-like 2
Exons: 11
Coding region: 120-1340 (406 amino acids)
Molecular function (GO): ATP hydrolysis activity; ATP binding
Source: RefSeq, a predicted model, not a curated record
AUUUGCUAAUCGCGAUCCCUCAGACUUUGCAUUCACUGUUCUAGAGAGAGAGAGAGAGAGAGAGACAGAGCAGUGCCUGCAAUCUCGCUGUGUCUCUCUCUAGGAACUGAUCUCUGAAGAUGGCGGGUGAGCCAUUGCCUACUCGCUGGUCAUUCAUGGAUUUUAAGACCUUUUAUGAUGUUAAGUUUGGGAGAAAGAGAAUGCCCGAGGAGAACGGCGAGGAUACCAAUGGUCAAGCUAAUGGAGCUCAUUCGAAUGGCAAUUAUUCCACAGCUAGGUCAAACGGGGACAUGCAUGUCAAGAACAAACCUGAGUUGGCCAUAUACGAGCAGUACCAAAAUCAGAGAGGAACCAAUGGAACUUCAGCUACUGCAAUGGGUGAAAAACCGCAAAAGUCUCUGCUUCCUCCUUUUGAAUCUGCAGAAAUGCGUAAUUUGGCUGAGAGUUUAAGUAGAGAUAUCAUUCGUGGAAGUCCAGAUGUAAAAUGGGAAAGCAUAAAAGGUUUAGAGAAUGCCAAACGGCUUCUUAAGGAAGCAGUUGUAAUGCCCAUAAAAUAUCCCAAGUAUUUCACUGGUCUUCUGACACCCUGGAAAGGCAUUCUACUUUUUGGCCCUCCUGGAACUGGAAAGACUAUGCUUGCCAAGGCUGUCGCGACAGAGUGCAAAACUACAUUUUUUAACAUUUCAGCAUCAUCUAUUGUCAGCAAAUGGCGUGGUGAUUCUGAAAAGCUAGUGAAAGUAUUAUUUGAGCUUGCUAGACAUCAUGCUCCUUCAACCAUAUUUCUUGAUGAAAUUGAUGCUAUCAUUAGCCAGCGUGGCGAAGGACGAAGUGAGCAUGAAGCAAGCAGGCGCCUGAAGACAGAGCUGCUUAUCCAGAUGGAUGGUCUGACAAAGACAGAUGAACUUGUGUUUGUUCUAGCAGCAACUAAUCUGCCUUGGGAACUGGAUGCCGCUAUGCUUAGGCGUCUGGAGAAAAGAAUUCUUGUUCCUCUUCCGGAACCAGAAGCUAGGCAAGCCAUGUUUGACGAGCUAUUACCCUCGUCGCUGAAAGAGGAGAAGGAGGAAUUUCCAUAUGAUCUGUUGGUAGAGAAAACAGAAGGCUACUCAGGAUCAGAUAUCCGUUUGUUGUGCAAAGAGGCUGCCAUGCAACCAUUGAGACGCCUGAUGUCUGUUCUGGAAGAAAGCGAAGAAGUGGUGCCUGAGGAAGAAUUGCCUAAAGUAGGGCCAAUUAUGCAUGAAGACGUUAAGACGGCUUUGAGAAAUACAAGGCCUUCAGCUCAUCUCCUUGCUCAUCGUUACGAGCAAUUCAACUCUGACUACGGCAGUCAAAUACUCCAGUGAAGGUACGCACACUACUGGCUUGGAUCUUGGAACUUGUAAUCUCCAAAUUCCUUCAUUUAUUAUCUGGACUUUCUUUUCACAUGAAUGAAUAGACUGGUUUUUGUCAGCAGUGGAUAAUUGGUUUGUACUUGGAUUUGUAAUUUUUUUGGUGCUUCUUAAUUAAUUAUAUUUAGCACCC